Molecule: messenger RNA, 8912 nt
Organism: Cydia pomonella (codling moth)
Lineage: Eukaryota; Metazoa; Arthropoda; Insecta; Lepidoptera; Tortricidae
Gene: Enoph
Product: claspin-like
Exons: 21
Coding region: 519-7475 (2318 amino acids)
Molecular function (GO): magnesium ion binding; acireductone synthase activity
Source: RefSeq, a predicted model, not a curated record
GAAAAAAGCAGCAAAUUUAAAACAAUGUAGGCGCGAAGAGAUAUCGUUCUAUAUAAAAUUUGAAAUUCGCACCAUUUUUUCCUGACAAAGUUGUUUGACAGACUAUAAUCAUAGCCGUAACAGAGCUAUAACCACGAAAAUCGAAGUUCGUCAACUGCGGGAAUUUUCUCUGUAACCCUAAUUACGUCUUAGUAAACAAAAAAGAUCCCGCAAUUUACGAAUUUCGGUUUUCGCGGUAGGCCCCCAGACUACCGCACCGGACCUUGGCCCUGGGUGCGAUCAAAAUUUCUAUUUGUUUUUGGAACGAUCCCCCUGAAAGGCGCGAAAACGAGGUGUCAACUGUCAAAAAUCAACAAUCUUCGCCUAGUUCGCUUCAGAAUAAAGUGUAAAUUCAGCAUUGUUAUGAAAUAAAUAAUCUGCUUAGAAUACUAUAUGCACUCUGUUCGUUAGGAAAUAGUGUGUUUCAGCAAUUAUGAGUGAUUUUAGUAACCCAUUUUAUUCAUAUAUAAAUUAGUUGCAUGAUUACUACAGUGUUUACUAUUACAAUGGCUGAACUAAAUGACGAAACGAUUGCCUCUGUGCUUCAAGACAAGGAAAAUUUUGAUAGUUUAUUAGAUAAAUCUUCAUCAUCUUCAAGUUCCUUUGAUACUUUAUUAGAGAAAUCUCCUCGGAAGUCUGGUAAUCGGAAGAAUAACCCCACUUUGGACGAUGGUUCGAGUAGUGACGAUGGGGCUGUGAAAAGCGUCAGAAAACGAGUCAAGCGCUUUUCCGACAGCGACAGUGACAGUGAAGUGGAGGCAGAUAAAGAAAAUAUACAAUCAAAUUUGACACCAACUAAGAAAGCAACUAAACCACAUAUUCCUUUAGAAGGUGAAGAUGAUAUGUUUCCGCGAAAAUCGAGAUUGGUUGCUAAAGACUCUAGUGAUGAAGAUAUCACGUCCUCUAAGAAUGAAGGUAUAAAUGUCAAAAGUAAGAAGGGAGAUAAAGAAAAUACAAAAAAUAGGUCUACAUCACCAAAGAAAGUUAGUAAAUCCAAUGGUUCAUCAGACAGUGAAAAUGAUAUAUUUCCGCGCAAACCUAGAUUAGUUUCUAGUGACUCCAGUGAUGACAAUCUCACUAUUAAGAAUGAGAGCACCGGAAAAAGUAAAAAAUCACCCAGGAAGGUUAGUAAAUCAAACAACUUGUCAGAUAGGGAAGAUGAUAUAUUGCCAAGGAAGUCCAGAUUGGUCCCUAAUGCUGACUCUAGUGAUGAUAACUCUAGGAGUUCCAGGAAAAGUAACAAUAUCAGUAAAAUGAAAUCACCUGGAAAAACUUGUGAACCUAAUAUCUCAUCAGGUAGUGAGGAUGAUAAAAUUCCACGGAAGUCUAGACUGAUUACAAAUGAGGACUCUAGUGAUGAUAACAUCUCAUCAAAGAAUGAGAGUGCCAGGAUCAGUGACAAAAGAAGUAAACUGCACAAUAAGUUUAAAGGGUUGCUCAAUUCUCGGUCCAAAGGGCCAGAGUCUCAGCAUAAAAGCCCUUCUAAAUCAGAGGAGAAUGAUGGCAGUAAUUCCGAUGACUCGGGUUCUGGGAUAGAAUCCAUCAAGCAGAAAAUCAAGCAGAAGUCUAUGCUCUUAAAGUCCGGAAUUUGUGAUCCUGACACCUCAUCGGAUGAAGAGAGCAGACAAGUCCAGAAACAAAGGAAAAAAAAGCCAAGCCAAAAGUCUACUAUCAUGAUAUCCCCACAAGAAAAGCCAAAACCAGCCAGGAUGUCAGCCAAGCAAGCAAUGGAGAACAUGCAAAAGAUAAAGAGUGAAUCAAACCGGAUGCUAAGAGAAAAAGAAGUGUCUCUCCCGUACCACAGACCUAAAGCAUUAUCGCUGAAAGACAUAAUGAAUAGGAGGAGGCCUGCUUUGUCAGCUGAUGGUAAAGCAUUGCCUGUGAAGAUGAACAGUGAGCAGUUGAAGCAAUAUGUUAAAUUAUUGGAACAACGAAAUAAAGAAAUGAUGGAACUAUGUAAGAGUGAAUCUGAAGAAGAGGAAGAAACUAAUGAAACUCCAACAGAAGAUAAUAAAGAAUCGGAUCCUCAAGUAAGUGCUCAUGAUGGUAAAGUAGUAACUGAUGAAAAUAUUGUACCCCACAAGGAUGACAAGCCAGAAGAAAAUGUUGGAGAAAAUUCUGUGAAUGAAACUGUAGAAACUGAAGAAAAUGACCUGCCAGAAUUGACAGUAGAAAUUGUCCAAAAUGGACCAGAUUUCUCAAAUGCUAAUAUUGUUAAUAAAGAUUUGUCCAAUACUGAUGUUGCUGAUAAAGAUAUGCCAAAUACUGAUGCUGGUAGUAAAAACAUGUCCAAUAAUGAUAUACCUGAACAAAAUGAUGAUGUUGAAAUGAAGGAUGCUUCCGAAGAAAACAUUGCAGAGUCUGAAGCUAAUGCCAAACUGGCAACUGCAAUAGAAAGUCAGUUGAUGGAAUUACGGUACGAAACAGAAAAAAUGCAGAAUACGGAAGAUACGGCACAAGAUUUGGAAAAAAAAUCAGCAAAUGGAGCUGAAAAUGCAAAUACUUCGAGUGAUAGUAAUAAGGAAAAUGACGUAGAAAUAGAGACAAAUGCAGCCGCCAACGAAAAUGUUAAAGACAAUUCACAUGCUGGCGACUUUGAUGACGAUUUCGAUGACGUUGAUAUCAAUAUGGAAGACUUGGAAAGGAUUAUUGAUACUGCAAAAGAUAAUGCUACUGCAGUAGAUUCUCCAAUGCUGAUUAGAGAUCCUUAUAAUUUAAAUAAGAAACCAAAACUCACAGGAGCUCCAGGGAUGGUGAUUGAUUUAGAUGGCAGCAAUCCCGUAGUGCCAAGAAAACUAACUGGUGUAGAACUAUUAAAAGAGAGAUUUACAUACUUUUCAAAAUUAAAAACACCUGAAGAAAAGGAAAGAGAAAGGGAAUUAACGAUUAAACCAGGAAUGCAACAUUUAAAACUAAAGCAAGAAUUAGAAGAAAAAAUAUCUGAACAGAGAUCUCUCGAAUGGGCAAAGAGGUUGGAAGAGGAAAAACAACAGCAUGAAGAAAUUAAUGCUCUCAGGGGAGAUGACUCCGAUGGUGAUGAUUUGGAGAAGAUUGAGGCGAAAUUGGAAGAAAAAGAAGAUCCAGUAAAAGAGUCUUCAUCGGAUUCUGAAGAAGAAGAGGAGUUGGAAGAAGAUGAUUGUGAUAUGAAAGAUAAACCAAGAAAAAAUAAUGCUAUGAUUGAUGAUGAAGCUGAAGUUUCCGACGAUGAGAACGUAGACGGACCUGAUGAACAAGCUAAGGAAGGUGAAGGUAAUGUUGAUGAUACAGAGGGUCCAGAUAAUGAAGACGAGGAUGAAGAAAGUGAAGAAUCUAGUGACGAAUCUUCAGAUGAAGAAGAAAAUCAAUCAAAGCCAAAAACAGGAAGAAUUUUGAAAGCGUUUGAAGAUUCUGAUGAUGAAAGCGCUAUCAAUAACGAAAAUCCCGUUAGUGCUGUUGCUAGCAGUGAAGUCAAUCAUGUUCCUAUAGAUAGUCAAAUUGUUAAAGAUUCCCAAGAUGAUAUAAUACCACUAGCCCAAACAAACCAGUCCCUCUCUGAAGACUUAUUUGGUAGCCAGACAAGUUGUAAUCCAAGUAGUAAAAGCGAAGAUAUAAAGCAACAUUCUGAUGAAGACUGUGCUGACAUGACCACUCAAACCUUCUCUAUUUUGAACACUAAUACACAAGACCUAACUACUACUGACAACGUUUUACGUGGUCCCACCAACAUUGAUGUUAUUUGUGAAACACAACCUGUAGAUGAGCCAAGUUUAGAUGACGUCGUCGGCAUGUGUUCUGGAAAAUUCACUCAGACGCAAAAUGUAAUUCCCGCCGAAUCCCAACUUACUGAAUCGCAAUGCACUAUCGGCGAAGACAUCCUUGAACUGUGCACUGGCAAAUUCUAUGACAACCAAUUUGUAUCCCAAGCAGAUGAACCAAAAAAAGAUGCAAAAACGAAUAUUGAGAAAGGACCUAUUAAAAAACAAGAAGAAAUAGAUCUGCUUGAUUCGAUUCUUCAAGAAAUGGAUGUGCCAGUAGAAGAUUCAAAUAGAAAGAAAAUAAUAUUUGAUAACGCCACUGAAAAUGAAGCCGUGUCUUUUGACGCCGUAAAUCAUAUGAGAAAGAAGUUCACCAUUGACAGUGAUGAUGAAAGUAAUGCAGAUGCAGAGAAACCAGCUAAAAAAAAGAAAUUGAAGAAAAGGAAACUUGAGAAGCGGGCUCUUCAAAUAUCAGAUGAUGAAGAUGAAGAGGAACUCCUGCAAUCUGAUGAAGGUGAAGAUGACAUGUCAGAAUUUGAUGAAGAUAAUGGCGUGGAGAGAAUAGUUGAAUACGAUUCCGAAGAGAAUGAGGCAAAAGUGAAGCCUCUAAAACAAAAGAAGAGUCGCAAGAUGGCGGAAUUCUUCGAGAACGAGGCAGAGCUGACAUCUGAAGAUGAAUGGGUGGGGUCAGGGGACGAGGAUGAGAGAGGCCUGGACAGGAUGGAGCGUGAGGAGGGCGACGACGACACGUUCCACCAGGGCCAGCUGCAGCGUGAGCUGGGGCAGAUACACAUGCGUGAUGUUCUGGACCAAGACAAACGCGAAGUGCGACUGAUUCAAGAGCUGCUGUUCGAAGACGGUGAUCUGGGUGAUGGUGGACGGCAGCGGAAAUUCCGGUGGAAGAAUCUAGACGGCGAUGAUGAGCCUGGUAGCGUGCCCGAGUUGUUUGCUGAAAGUCAGGAGCAGGAAUUCGAGUCAGAAGAGCAGUGGAGAAAGCAGAGGCAUGAGCGAGAAGUCUUCCUUAGGAACUUGAAAGAGAAAGAAACAGAAGAGCACAACAUCAGCGUAGACCGAAGCACCAUAAUCAAGGCGAACCUCUGCUCCCGCACCAUGUCCAGUUUGCUGAUGGAGGCCCACGGGACCAGUGCGAAGGUCGAAGAGACUGUGGUGGUGGAGAAGAAGGUUGUCAGGGAAGAACCGGCUCGAACCUUGCCGUUGCCCGUGUUUCAGCAAAACUACCACGGUUCCCUACUAACGCGAGGCCGCGGCGCGCUAGCGAGGCUGGCGGCGCUGGCCAUGCCGCUGGCCGGCGAGGCCGACGACCAACCCAAGCCGACCGGCCCCAGUAGCAAGCGGAACUUCGUGUUCGCUGCCGUCACUCCACCUGCUAAGGAGGCUAAGGCGCCGAAACGUAAAGCUGACAACGUGAACAUUGGAACACCGAGGCUGAUCAAGAAAUUCAAGACUGACGAAAAGAAAUUUCCUAAAGACAAGCUGUUCCCGUACGCCGAGGAGCAUGUCCAGAAGUUCCUCGAGACGGAAUGGGAGAAGGAAGACGUGAAGGAGGCAGUGGGCGCUCUGCGAAAGCUGGCUCUUGAAGAUCAGGAGAACAAAGUCGAUGGAGCAGUUGCUAUUCCCGGAGAGGAUGCAUCAAAGGAGGAGCAGAUUGGCGGCCUCGUCGGCAGCGUGAAAUGGCAGAUGUCGGCAGACCGCAAGGCCGGCCCGCUCAAACAGCUGCAGGGGCUCAUCUGGAAGCAGGGCUACGACAACGGGGACAUCAAGGGACACGUGUACGACGACGUAGCAGCCGCCCUCGAGCAAUGGCGCUCCACCGACGGCCAAAAAGUCUACAUCUACUCCUCCGGCUCCGUACAGGCGCAGAAACUCCUCUUCGGCCAGUCCCUCGCUGGGGAUCUGCUGCCGCGCAUUGAUGGCCACUUCGACACGGCUGUGGGACAUAAGCAGGAGGCAGCUAGUUAUACUGCUAUUGCUGAGAAGAUCGGAGCCAAGCCAGAGGAGAUCUUGUUCCUUACUGACAUUAUUGAAGAGGCCUCGGCCGCGCGCGGCGCCGGGCUGCGGGCCGCGCUGGUGGCCCGCGCCGGCAACGCGGCGCUGCCGGCCGCGCACGGCUUCCCCGUGCUGCACUCGCUGGCGCAGCUCUCCAGCAACAAGCGCAAGCCCCCGCAGGAGGAGGAAGAAAAGAUGCCCGCCAAAGUACCCAAGACUGACGCUGAGAAAGACGUAAAGGAGACCGCCGAGGCGGCCACCGCGGCCGUCGCACCCGACGCACCGGACGCCGGAGAGAAGAUGGACGUCGAGGCUCCCGCAGCCGACGCACCCGCCACUGACGAGCCCGUCAAGGUGGUCACCGCCAUCGAGGAGAUCACCGACUCCAGCGAGCCCGUCGACGCCCCCAUGCUCGACGUCGAACCCGUGGUGGAGGAGGAGAGCAAGACUGAAGAGAAACAGACUGAUGAGGCCGCCAAACCUGAAAAUGGCGAAACCGAUGCGAAACCAAAGGAAGACGUGGAGAUGGACAACGGGGAGGCCGCUCCCGUCGCCGAGGAGACCCCUCCCGCCUCCACGGUUAUCGAGGAGGUCCCCCUCGACAAGGAGGUGCUCGCCGACGCGGCCGACGACCUCGUGCCCGUCGUGGAGGAGCCGCCCGCCGCCGAGGACAUGGAGGUGCUCCAGAACGUCGGCGAGGUGCUCGACAAGGAGUGCGACGAGAUACUCUCCAAGGUGCAGGACGUCACGAACUUAGAUAGCAUCCCCGUUAAACCCCUCCUGAACCCCAUCGCCGAGGAAACUAUGGAGACUGAAAAUACAGAUACGAAUGAUAUUGUCGAUAGAAUACUAGAUACCGAGUUGGAGCUAGAGAUGAAACAAAACGAGAUUUUGAAUACGGCGGCCGGCGAGGAUAGUGAGACUAAAGCAGAAAAUGGUGUCAAGGAUGAGGCAGAUGUCAAACAGGCUAAUGGAGUCGUGGAUAAAACUGCGGACAAAAUUGUAGAAUCGGACAAGAAAGAGGAGAGUAGUUCGGUGGAAGUCGCGACAGAAGUAAAACCAGACGUGAGAUGCGCAGAAACACAGGUAGAACAUAAAGAGAUCGUGGAAUCCGGAUCUGCGACAGGAAGCAAAGAGGCAGAGGAGAUUGUAAAGGUGACCGAAACGGAGGAAUCGCCAGAGAAAACUGUCGAAGAGAGCAAAGUUGAAGAAAACAAAACAGAGCCUGAAACUAUCGAAGAGAGUAAGCCCGUCGAGGAAAAACCGGUCGAAAGCUCAGCCGCUGAAGCCCAGCCCGCCGACAGUACGCCAGCCGAACAAAAGGAAAACGAAACGAGCAAACCGGACGAAACGAGCCAACCGGAUAAAACUAGCAAACCGGACGAAACUAGCAAACCGGAAGAACCGAGCAAACCGGACGAAACUAGUGAACCACAAAUGAACGGCAAAGCGACAAACGGAGACACGCCAAAAGUGAACGGAGACUCCGAAGACGCCAGCUCUAGACUUCCAGUCGUGAAUGGUAAAGCGACAGAGAACGGAGAAAGCGAGGCCAACGGCGACUCCAUGGACGCCGAGCAGGGGCAGCAGGGGCAGCAGGGGCAGCAGGGGCAGGGCGAGCCCGCCGAGCGCAGGCUCAAGGCCGCGCCGCCCGCCGAGCCCGCCGCCGCCGUCGAACAGCCUACGGAAGCAUAAAGCUGACACGAGGAUGGAGAGCGUAUUUGCAGAACUUCGUAAAGUGUAUGGUCCACAUCGGAAUGACAAGACUGAGGUUGCUUCCACGCUGAACGGCAUCACUUCCUAGUUUAUACGUGUAUUAAAAUUUUAUGUGUACUAAGCGACGGCGGCCUGUGCCUGUUGCCCGUGGGAACUAAUUUAACCAAACUACGCGCACACAAUCAUUUUAGGCGUUUUUUUAAAGCGACGACACGUUUUUGGUAUAUGAAAAUGUCAUUAUUGAUAUAAGAAAUACAGAAUACUCAGAUAUGCUUAGCUUACAUUUCCUUUUUGACUGAAUCUCAUUAGAAAUUAAUUUAUAUACAACGCACAUUUGUGUCCUGGUGGUGCCAAACAAACCCUUAAACCACGACGAUGUUUCAUUAAGCAUGUCCGAGUGUUUCGUUCGCUUGCACAUUCCUUCAUACGCUGUUUCUAAUUGUGAUGUGUUGAUAUCCGAGCAGAAGGCACCGACCGCCUCCGUUUCUCGUAUGUGACUAAGGUAACUAUUAAAUAAGUAUUAAUUGUAUUGUGAUUCUUAAGUCAUACAUAUUGAAUUUCCUAAAUUUCAUCCACUGCCAAACUAAUUGUAUAGUUUCAUUUGAAGUUGGAUUAUAAAAUUGUACUGUGAUAGAUAGAAAGAUAGAAUGGAGAGUGGUGCUUGUGAUUUGGAGGCUGUGUUAGUGUGGUUGGUUUUUGUUUCCUACUUAUUUUAAGCUCUAAUUUAAAUGUUUUAUUUCAACGACUUUCUGCCAUGGUGCAAACUUAUUAUUUAAAUAUAAAUUGCUCGUUCGUCGGUCUAUAAAUAAGUUUUUUUUAUGGUUUAUUUAGCUUUAAAUGGAAUUUCUUUAGCUUUAAGGCUGUCUUGUUAGAAUGCCGUGCGGAAACAAUUUUAUAAACCAACUUAAAAUGAAAAACGAUCCUUUUGGUCUAGACUGAUUUUGUAAUAAUUUAAUUAAGUUUAUAAUACCAUUUAGCCAUUCUUGAGACAGACGUGGUCUAUAGCCUACGCGAGGAGACGCGCCCGGCGAAUGUUAGUCUACCUAGGCUUUUGUGGCACUAAGAAGGCGAAAAAGGAAAAACGAAAUCAAGGUAUAACUACAACUAUCACUAUCUUUUUUAAUUUUGCGCCUUUUUGUUGACACAUAUAUCUAGCCCAGACAAUACUUCGCAGUAGUUCUAUAGAACUUGCAUUUUUCCGACCAGUUGUAUAGAUAAAGAUGGAAACUAUCCGCGCGUAGGCUCUAGAUCACGUCUGUAAGAUAAGCUCCUUACGAUUAAUAAUAAGAAAACAUACUAUAUCUAGUUCAUACAUUUUCUACGUCGAAAAUGGACAGGUUUUGAACGCAAUUGAAAUAAUUUAAUUGUCACGAUUGCAUUAUGACGUUGAAAUAUAAUGGAAGUAGAAUUUUUAAA